GCGGAAGCCUGGGAGGGUGUCGGGGCUGAGCCCCAAGCCGGCGCGUGGGGGAGGGGGUUCCCAGAAGCUAGCACUAGGGUGGGUGCCCCUGCCUCCGCGCCCUCCGAUUGCUGGAUGAUCCCGCCAUCCUCUGCGGGCGAAACUGAGUCACGGCGGGGCGUGCGUGGGGAGGGGGCCAGGGGCUUUAUCCACACAGGAACCGGGAGUCCUAUCCCCACCCAGGUCCAGCGCCGCACCCCCCCACCCCCACCCCGCUGCUGUGAGUCAGCGGCCGGCCGCGCCCCCUCGGCCCACUUCCUCCUCACCUUCCUGGGGCGGGCGGGGGGCGGUGAGAGGGAUGAGGCCCUCCAGGCCCAUCGCCCCCGUCUGUGCUGGGGAAGGGGUUCACCCCGCAGGAACCCUUCAUAAAUUGGCAGAGAAGGGAACUUUGGGAGUCUGAAGGUAGCCUUUAAGGGAGAAAAUUUGAGAGAAUCUAGGAUUAACCAGAUCGCUCCCCCCGCCCCCUCCAUUAAGCAGAAUGUGAAGAAAUGGAGAAGUCGAAGGGGAGGGUGAGAAGAAAUUGUGUCCCCAUUAAGAUCCUCCUAGGAAUUUCCAUCGUGGGAGAGAACGAGGGAUCCAGGAAGGAACCCUUACCCUCCACCAAACUUACCCCCGUAAUUUGGGGGCGACCCUCGGCAUGCAUCCCCAUGCAAUAACGUUGGGGAAGAGGUAAACAGCGGAAGUCUAGGGUUCCGCGUUGCCCUUUUAAGCGCCCUUCACCCCCCCCCACAAACUGCCUUGAGGUGUCCGCGGCCCCUUUAAGGCGCAGGGCAUUGUGGGUGCGGGGAGUGGAAUUUUGGAACGAAAUGUAGCGAAGAGAAGUACAGUAGUAAGAGUAACAUUGUACCCGCCGCCGGCCGAGGGGGCGCGCCGGGGACGGGACGCCGCACCCCCUUUCUGCCGCAGGGACCCCCGACCAAACCUCCAGAGGGAGGAGGCGCCUGAGGACCCGGCCCGGUCCCGUCCACGUUCCCCCCAGGAAGCCGGACUCUAUGGGGCGGGACCCUGGGGGAGACUGAGCAGAACCUGGAGCCAGCCCCGAACCCCUGAACCUUGAGCCAGGGGCGCCCCGGGAGCACCCACCCGUGGGUGCGCCGCCCGCCCGCUGAGCAGCCAUGAGUGAGACCGUGAUCUGCUCCAGCUGGGCCACCGUGAUGCUUUACGAUGACACCAACAAACGAUGGCUGCCGGCAGGCACGGGCCCCCAGGCUUUCAGCCGCGUCCAGAUCUACCACAACCCCACGGCCAAUUCCUUCAGGGUUGUCGGCUGGAAGAUGCAGCCAGACCAGCAGGUGGUCAUCAACUGUGCCAUCGUCCGGGGUAUCAAGUAUAACCAGGCCACCCCCAGCUUCCACCAGUGGCGCGACGCCCGCCAGGUCUGGGGCCUCAACUUCGGGAGCAAGGAGGACGCAGCACAGUUCGCCGCGGGCAUGGCCAGCGCCCUAGAGGCAUUGGAAGGAGGGGGGCCUCCGCCACCGCCACCACCAGCAGCACCUUCCACCUGGUCUGUCCAGAACGGUCCUGCCCCAGAGGAGGUGGAACAGCAGAAAAGGCAGCCCCCGGGCCCUCCGGAGCACAUGGAGCGCCGGGUCUCCAAUGCAGGAGGCCCACCUGCUCCUCCAGCUGGGGGGCCGCCCCCCCCUCCAGGACCUCCCCCUCCUCCGGGUCCCCCCCCACCUCCUGGGGUGUCCCCCUCAGGGGUCUCGGCCGCAGGGCAUGGAGCAGGGGGAGGCCCGCCCCCUGCGCCCCCUCUCCCCACAGCACAAGGCCCCAGUGGUGGCGGAACUGGGGCCCCCGGCCUUGCGGCCGCCAUUGCCGGAGCCAAACUCAGGAAAGUCAGCAAGCAGGAGGAGGCCUCAGGGGGGCCCUCAGCCCCCAAAGCAGACAGCGGCCGGAGCACGGGCGGGGGGCUGAUGGAAGAAAUGAACGCCAUGCUGGCCCGGAGAAGGAAAGCCACACAAGUUGGGGAGAAACCCCCCAAGGAUGAAUCUGCCAAUCAGGAGGAGCCGGAGGCUAGAGUCCCAGCCCAGAGUGAAUCUGUGCGGAGACCCUGGGAAAAGAACAGCACAACCUUGCCAAGGAUGAAGUCUUCUUCUUCCGUGACCACUUCUGAGGCCCACCCCUCUACGCCCAGCUCCAGUGAUGAGUCAGACCUGGAGAGAGUCAAACAGGAGCUUCUGGAAGAGGUGAGGAAGGAACUGCAGAAAGUGAAAGAGGAAAUCAUUGAAGCAUUUGUCCAGGAGCUGAGGAAGCGGGGUUCCCCCUGACCACAGGGCUCCCGAAAAUCCCAUAUGUCCUUUCUGCACACCCCGCCUGUCACCCUGCUUUCCCUGCCUCAACUUGACUUGGAAUUGGCUGAAGACUACACAGGAAUGCGUCGUCCCCGCUCCCCAUCCUACUUGGAAAAUUCCAAGGGGGUGUGGCUUCCUUGGCAACGUGCCCACACCCAUACUGGCUGCUGAUUGGCUGGGGAGGCCCCCACCCUUUGCUCCCUUUGGUCCUUCCCCUCUCCUUGGGGCUGGUUCCUCCGCUGGGGAUGUACCAAUGAACCCCACAGUAAGGGGGGAGGAAGGAGGGAAUCUCACAUUCCCUUGUUCUAGAUUCACUUUAACGCUUAAUGCCUUCGAAUUUUUGUUUUUUUAAGAAAAAAAAAUAUAUAUAUAUAUUUAGGUUUUUUGGGGGGGAAAGGGAAAUUUUUUUUUCUCUUUGGUUUUGAUAAAAUGGGGUAUGGGGAGUUUUUAAAUGCUGUGCCCCAGGCUUGUCCCAUUUGGGGCAGCUAUUUAAGGGGGGGGCGUGUCCCGCCAGGCUGGGGGCACCUCCACCCCCCACCCCAGGGAACUCCCUUCCCUUUGGCUCCUUCCCCUUUUCUAUGAGGAAUUAAGAUGCUGUAACUUUUUGGAACCUCAGUUUUGUUUUGUUUUUUUUUUUUUUUUUUUGUUUUGUUUUUUUAUUUGGGUAGGUUUUGGGGGCCAGGCCAUUUUUACCCCCUGGGGAAAAUCAAAGGAGGGAGAAAGGAAAAGGGGAGGAAACCUCCCCUCUCCCACCUUCACCUUUAGCUUCUUGAAAAAUUGGCCCCUACGGAAUAAAUCUGCCAGUUUUUAUAAAUGCUAA
Molecule: messenger RNA, 3150 nt
Organism: Leopardus geoffroyi (Geoffroy's cat)
Lineage: Eukaryota; Metazoa; Chordata; Mammalia; Carnivora; Felidae
Gene: VASP
Product: vasodilator stimulated phosphoprotein
Exons: 13
Coding region: 1155-2306 (383 amino acids)
Biological process (GO): actin cytoskeleton organization; positive regulation of actin filament polymerization; axon guidance
Cellular component (GO): cytoskeleton
Molecular function (GO): SH3 domain binding; actin binding; profilin binding
Source: RefSeq, a predicted model, not a curated record